AUCCUUUAGAAUCAUCCAGAAUUUCAAAAAUGAUGAACCUUACCGAUAUGAUGCAGUUCGAUGUAGACAAGAUCUACAAAGAAUACAACAUUACUCAGAAGCAAGAAACAGAUGACAAAGACGAGCUUGAUCUUGAAGAAAGAGCUAUUCAAUCACAAAUUGGUCUGAGCACAGAACGAGAAGAAAUAAGAGACCCCAAUGAGAGAGAAUUCAUUCAAGGCCUUAAAGAGUUCGAAAAGGUUUACAAAGCUGAGCUCUUGGAAUUCAGAAAAGAAGGCUGUGGUAAAAGAGAUACUGAGUUUACCCUGAGCUUCAAAUUCCUUAGAGAUCUGUACACUUGGAUUAACGACAACUGAUUUGUAUGGCAUACUAAAGAAAAAUGUAGAAACGUCCUUCUAAUGUUCUUUGGAGUCAUAGAUAACAUGAGAGACAAGUUUCAAUAUAACCAGACCCAAGAGUACCUAAAGUUGCUUCAUCUUCUGAAGAAGAAUAUAAAAUUGUGGGACUCCCUUACAUUUGACACUCAAGAAGCAUUUGUUAAGAGAAUAGAUGCUGCUAGAAAGCGUAUGGACAUCCUUGUCUUAGAGCAAAGAAGAGCUCUUGUAUCAGGCAGGAGGCGUAGAAAGAAAUCUGAAAGAGGAAGGAAGCCUCUUACUCUCACAAACGCAAUGAUCGAUCUUUCGAAAGAUGGUAUCGAUAGACCAGUUUAUGAAGGAUUGAUACAAGCAAAGACUAUUCCACCAAAAAGAACCGAAAUUAUUGGUCCACCUUGUGGCCCUCCUGGAGUGAACCUAAAUCCGGAUAAUCUUCCUAUCAUUCUUACUGAAGAAGAGAAGAUUCAAUUCCAUAUCAGAGUUAGAGAUGAAAAAGCCAGGAGGGAAAGAGAAAUGAUUGAAAAGGCUACAAAAGAAAAAAAAGAAAAUGAAAUGAGAAUUAGCGGACUUCAAGACAAUUUGAAGCCAAGAACUACUCAGAAUGAUGAUGAUGACGAUGAAAUUGAUUGGUUUGCAAGUAGCGAUGAAGAACAACAACCUAAACCAGCUGAAGAACCUCAAGAGCCAAAGGAUAAAGUUCAGAUUAGUAAGAAUGUUCAGAACGUCUUGAAAGAAAUCAGAUCUCAAAAGAAUGUUGCUGAACCUGAAAGACUAAUUGAUGGGAAGCCUAAAGAAGAAGCAAAAGAGAAUGAAAGAAUUCAAUCUUUAAACACUCAACCUCAAAGAUUAAAGGAAGAGGAUAUUGAAUCUCGAGAUAACACACUCAAGCAAAAAUCAACCCAAGAGACUGCUGGAAAACAAGAAUCAACGCAAAGUACUAAAGAUGCAAGAAAGACUCUUUCUAAGAUCAAUACAGAAGAUUUUCUUACAAAACAAGAAGACACAGGGACCGAUGAUCAGCAGACUGGCACUGAUGGUCUCAAAACCGGCACAGAUGGGCAAAAGACUUGAACUGAUAUUCCAGCUUCUGCUAUGGAUACAGAUCAAGUAACUGAAGGAACUCUUGAUACUUGUAAAACACAAGUCAAAGAUGAGAUCGUCUCCAUUACAAUGUCACAAGCCUCUAAAGCUUCUAAAAAGAGUAUCAAAAGUGAGACAGGCAAGAAGAGAGGAAGGAGUCUCAGCAAGAAAAAGAUUAAAAAAGCUAAAAAAGUCCCAAAGAAAGAGAAGCCUAAAUCCAAAGCUAUCAGAAAAAGAGUUGUCUCUAAAGUUCAAAAAGAAGUUGUAGAAUCGGACCAGGAUACUUUUUCACAAACUUCUCGAUCGAAGAGUAAGGUUUCCGAUACAAAACCUCAGAAAUCAAAAUCAAAGACAAGAGAUGUUUCAAUGGAGCCUGCUUCACAGAAAUCAGAAACAAGCGUCAAAAAGGUUAAGAAGACCAAGAAGAACACCAAAAAGACUAAGAAAGUAACAAAACAGCAAAAAGAGAGCAAAUCAAGGCAAACUCCCAAAUCGAAAAGUAAAUCUCGAAAGAAGAUCAAGAAGGCUACAUCCAAGAGGAAAGGACUUGAAGAUGAAGUAAGCAUGAAAAAGACAAAGCAGAGUAGCAAAAGAACAAAAACUUCUAAGAAAGGGAAGCAAAGAAGCUCAAAGAAGGAUGCAAUCAUGAAGAUUGCAAGCCAGAAUAGUGAGCAUGAAGCAUCAGUAGCAUCAAAAGCCUCUAAAGCUUCAAAGAAAUUGAGAAAAUCUAAGUCAAAAAAGUCUUCUAACAAGAAAAAGAAGAUAGUUAAGCAUAAAGGAAAGAAUAGAGCAAUGAGAAAGUUUGAUGAUGAGGAAGAAGUGAGACUCGAGCCUGAGCAAAAGAAGAGUUCGAAAAAAUCUAAGAAAAAGAAGUCCUCCCUCGCUAUACUAUCCCAGAAAUCAACCGACACAAAAAGAUCGCAUAAAUCAACCAAGUCCGACAAGUCCAAAAAAUCUUCAAAAUCUCAAAAAUCUUCAAAAUCCAAAAAAUCAGCCAAAUCGUCAAAAUCGGCCAAAUCUACUAAACCAGAUCCCUCCAAGUCGCUCAAAAAGCCGAAUCACCGGUCAAAAUCCAGCUCAAAGACCAAGUCCAAAAAACCCGUUCAAAAAUGAGUCAAAAGGGAAGAAAGCUCUUGCCCAGCUACUAAACUUGCUGAAGGCUCUAAGCGUACUAAAAGAUCAAGGUCAAAGUCUAAGUCCAAGCCAGUCUCUAAGAAGGCAGAGAAGAAGAAGGAGAAGAAGGUGAAGAAGAGGACUAAGAAAGCGAAGGAUAAGAAGUAA
Messenger RNA from Moneuplotes crassus, 2735 nucleotides. Lineage: Eukaryota; Ciliophora; Spirotrichea; Euplotida; Euplotidae. The record is from the annotation of a GenBank genome assembly.